Molecule: messenger RNA, 1382 nt
Organism: Lucilia sericata (common green bottle fly)
Lineage: Eukaryota; Metazoa; Arthropoda; Insecta; Diptera; Calliphoridae
Gene: Cth
Product: cystathionine gamma-lyase
Exons: 6
Coding region: 108-1292 (394 amino acids)
Biological process (GO): transsulfuration
Cellular component (GO): cytoplasm
Molecular function (GO): pyridoxal phosphate binding; cystathionine gamma-lyase activity
Source: RefSeq, a predicted model, not a curated record
CGCAUACUUUUGUUACAUUUGUAGACUUGAUUACACCUUAUUAUUUAGCCUCGCUUCAACAGUUGGUGUUUGGCAAUCAACGAUUCUAGAGACACGAAGUAAUUAAAAUGAGUGCUGAAUUUAAAAAACAACCCAAAGGUUUUGCUACCAAGGCUAUUCAUGUGGGCCAAAAACCUGAACAAUGGAAAAGCAUGUGUGUAAUUCCGCCUAUUUGUAUGAGCACAACAUAUAAACAAGAUGGUCCAGCAGAACAUAGAGGGUUUGAAUAUUCCCGAAGUGGAAAUCCUACGCGUAAUGUACUAGAACAAUGUUUAGCCUCAUUAGACAAUGCUAAAUUCGGACUAACUUUUUCUUCUGGAUUGGGAGCUUCUACUGCUGUUCUUUCAAUGCUUUCUUCUGGAGAUCAUAUAGUUGUUGGAGAUGAUGUAUAUGGAGGUACAAACCGCUUGAUCAGACAAGUUGCCUCUAGAUUCGGUAUUGAAGCAACGUUUGCCGAUUCAACUAAUUUGGAGGAAUUUAAAAAUGCAAUUAGACCUAAUACCAAAUUAGUUUGGGUUGAAACACCGACAAAUCCAUUGACCAAAGUUUCCGAUAUAGAAGCUCUGAGCAAAAUAAUACAUGAAUCCGGAGAUAUAAUAUUUGCCGUUGAUAACACAUUUUUAACAUCAUAUUUUCAACGACCACUGGAAUUGGGUGCAGAUAUGGUAUGCUAUUCUUUAACAAAAUAUAUGAAUGGUCACACAGAUGUCGUUAUGGGUGCUGUUACUAUGAAUUCUGAGGAAUUAUAUCAACGUCUGAAGUUCCUUCAAAAUGCUGAAGGAAUUGUUCCAUCACCAUUCGAUUGUUAUCAAGUGAAUCGUUCCCUUAAGACUCUUGCAAUUCGUAUGGAACAACAUCAAUCAAAUGCUAUUGCAGUUGCCAAAUUUUUGGAAAGUCACAAUUUCGUGGAGAAGGUUUUACAUCCAGGUCUUCCUUCACAUCCUCAUCAUCAAAUGGCAUUAAAGCAAACAUAUGGAUAUAGUGGAGUGUUUUCCUUUUAUCUUAAAGGAAACUUAGAAAACUCUAAAGCAUUCCUAAAAGCUCUCAAAAUUUUCACAUUGGCCGAAAGUCUUGGAGGAUAUGAGAGUUUAGCUGAGUUGCCGUCUAUUAUGACGCAUGCGUCUGUACCUGCGGAAGAUAGAAAAAAGUUGGGUAUAACCGAUUCUUUAAUUCGCUUGUCAGUUGGACUGGAAGAUGCUGAUGAUUUAAUUGCAGAUAUUAAAAAUGCUUUAACAGUAGCAGAAAACAUUUAAUAAAAUUAUGAAACACGUUAAGAGACAAUAAAAACUAUUUUUACAGCGAUAUAUCUAUCGUUAAUAAAAAUGCAAUAUAAAUUAAGAAAA